Messenger RNA from Cloeon dipterum, 3375 nucleotides. RefSeq lists its product as uncharacterized. The record is from RefSeq and is a predicted model, not a curated record. The transcript is spliced from 6 exons. Bases 261 to 3053 code for a protein of 930 amino acids. Gene Ontology annotation, cellular component: extracellular region. Gene Ontology annotation, molecular function: chitin binding. NCBI's taxonomy places the organism in Eukaryota, Metazoa, Arthropoda, Insecta, Ephemeroptera, Baetidae.
CGCCGCGAUCAUUUGCUGCCAAGGAAAGUUGCGAUUCAGUGAGAGAGAAGUGAGUGAGUGAGCUGCGCGCAAGGCCAUGGAAACCUGAGGUUCUCGCUGCUUCACUUUUGGUUUUCAAAAUCCAACUCGAGUCCUCUUCGAUCGACCUGAUGCCCAGCCCCUGCGAGUGGUGAUUUUUGCAGACAAACAGCGAACACCUUCCUAAGUGCAGUUUUGUGGAUUAUAUUUCGCGACUGAGAGUUUCCCUUGCAGGUAGCGGCAUGAGAGGCCGCACAGGCAUCCCGAAGCGGCACCAUGAACCUGCGCCCUCGACUCUCAUCCUCUUCGCAAUCCUAUUUGCAGGCUGUGUGGCAAUCUCGCAAGGAGUUAGUGCGAGCGCCCUUGUUAGAAGCAAGACCAGACUUCCAAAGACUGCGGCAGCAACUGCGGCCCCCGUGGCUGAGGCGGCCGCUUUAAUUCGCCAACAGCAGUCGCAGAAAACUGAACUGGAGCCUGAGGAAAGGGCGGACAACGUUGAAGAAAUUAUUUUAGAAGAGGAGGAAGAAAAGCCAUCCGUGAAUGCAACUACCAAAUCGCCGCUGACUGGCAAUCCGCAGGUGGACUACAAGUUUGAUCCAAACUUGCCGAGAGAGUUGAAUGGCUUCAAUUUGAGUGACUAUCCCUUCUUUAGUUCUGUGCCAGAAGAUAUUGAAUUUAAAUGUGAUGGACUUCAUGAUGGAUUUUACGCUAGUGUGAAACACCAUUGCCAGCUUUACCAUCACUGUCUGUACGGACAACGCUACGAUUUCCUCUGCGCCAACUACACUGCUUUUGAUCAAAAAACAUUUAUCUGCCACUUUGUGUCGGAGAUAGACUGCGUGAACUCGCCAAAACAUUUCAAUAGGAACGAAGCGCUGUACAAACAAGAUACCACGACAACUACUAGUACAACCACGACAACCACUCCUGCACCACCACCACGAGAAAGGGAAAGAGACAGGGAUGGCGGCGGAAGAAGGGGAAACAGGCGCAGACCGCGUCCAAGAAGGCCCACUUAUGAUGACGACGAUUACGAAUACGACGAUUAUGGUUCCUAUGAUGAUGAGCCAUCUCGAAGAGAGAGAAAUAGGAAGCGAAGGCCAAACCGGCAACGAGAAAAAUAUGACGACGAUGACUUCGAAGAUAAAGCGCCAAAGACAAAAAGCACAACUACGGAAGAACCGCCUUUGCCCUCAAAACCAAAUAAAUCGGUCUUUGAACAGCCCAGAAAAGCACCGCGCAUCAAGCCACCGGUGCCAUUGAGUGAAAAGGAAAAGUACGCUCGACCUGGCGACGACGCCCCGUCCGAGAAACCACCUGCUAAGGCCACUGAAGAAUAUUACGACGAAGACGAAGACCACGCUCCUAAGAAAACCAAGAGGCCACAGUCGCAGGACGAAGAAGAAGACUUCAGGAGAACUCCCCCUCUGGGAGCCAAUGGGCGCCCUUUGAGGAGAAAUCGACCUGCCAGACGCCGGCGUCCAAGCAUGAGACCGUAUUAUGACGAAGACGAUUAUCGCGACGAUUACAGGCCAAUGAGAAAGCGCCCUUACAACAGAAGACCAGCCUAUGAUGAUGAAUACGAAGAGGAUAUGCCACCAAGAAGCAGGAAGCCCGCCAGGCCGAGGCACAGGGAAUAUGAGGACGACUAUGAUGUCGAGGAGGCGGAAAAGAGACCCUCUAAGAAGAGCACUACUACCACAACCACCACAACUACUACCACCACAACAACGCCCAAGCCAACAACAAAUCGACCCAGGCCAUCCACGACCACUUUAGCUUACGAUGACGAGGAAUACUAUGAGGAUGAGUUCUAUGAAGACGACGAGCCUGUUGUCAAAAAGCCCCAGACAACCGAUUCUGCACCUGAAGCUUCUUCUUCAUCUACUACGACAACCUCAACCACCACCUUGCCAACGAGUAGACGCCCAUUCGCCCCAAGAGUAAAGCCAGCUACGCAACCACCUGAGACAUCGCUUAAGUUUACCCUUAAGAAUCCGACCGAAGCUGAGAGUGAGCGCGAGUUUUCCAUUGAUGACUAUGUGAAAGCUGCAACUCGAGCACCAUUUGUACCGUCCAGUAAACACCCUGCAAAACCAGCUACCACCUCAUCCCCUACAACCACAACCACCACAGUUGCACCAAAAACCAAUGUGGUGAAAGAGAGGGUGCCUGUGGAUGAAUACGAAGAUGAUGUAAAGCCUCAAAGUCAAUUUUCACCAAGAAUCCCAUCAAAGACAGUCGAACUCACUAGCUAUGCUCCAAUUCCUUCUAGAACAUCCAACAGGGGAUCAAUUAAACAAGUUGCCACUUUCACAUCGCCAGAAGCAAUUUCCAAACCGUCUAGGUUCCCGGCUAGGAACAACAAGCCCGUUCCUGUUGACCAAGAUGAAGAGGAAGAGUACCACACUAUUAGAAAGCCCGAGAUUAAAAACGAGCCCGCACAAAAUUUCAAAGCGCCUGCGCCCCCUCCACGAACAAGACUGUCUACGACCUUCCUGCCAAGAGGGUUGAGUCCCGUUGGAGGCGCCAGAAACAACGUGAGGCCUGCACCGGCUUCUAUUGUGACUUUGUAUGAUGACGAGGACGACGAGGCUUUCAACGACGCUUUGCACCCCACGGGCGCUGACAGCUCCGCUAGCACCGUAAGCUACGUGCCUCAGCAGAGACAGUCGACCAACCGGCUGUCCCCCAUCAGAGGCUCGCAGCAGCAGCGAGUAGGACUCGAAACCAGAGGUGCUGCUCAGUCGGGCUUCUCGAGAGAUUCAGAGUACGACGACGAGUCUGCUCCAUCCGCCCCGUCAGCGCCAGCCGGCAGGACAAGCUCGCUGCAGUCAAGACAGCAGUACCAGCAGGAGGCGCCGACGGGAUUUGACGCGUUCGAAAGGCAGCCGACGUCCAGUGCCACCUCCAACACUUUCCGCUCCCAAUCGAGACAGUCGGCGCCGAGAGGCAAUAGUAGGCCUCUGGCGGCGGCUGCCUCCUCGACGCAGUAUCAAGGCUGGAGCCGUGAUUACUAUUACCCCACGUACUGAUCAAUGUGAUAUCGACGAUGUAAAUAAUUUUAUUUCCCGUGCCUUUAAUUAAUAUAACAGUUGAUCAAUCUAACAAGUGCUCGCGGGUUAAGGGACAAAUAAGCAAAAGUGUCUGCCGCUUACGCUUUCUUCGCGAAAGUGUGCCCUCAUUUCGUGUGUAUAUAGCUUUAUAUCGAGUUGUUUUUGGCCUGAUUCGUGAAAUGAUACCAGUUUUUGGAUGAUUGUGUUUUUGAUAUGAGUUGGUGGUUAUGUCUUUAAUAAAAAAUUGUGACCCUCGAAAAGUACUGUACUAUUUUAAUAAAGCAGAAAUUAUUUAAAAGGA